GUUAUUAACAAAGGUAGGAUGAUUUGCCACUGAAUUUGAGCUGUUAAAGUAUGCUUCUAGGUCAUAUUCACAAAGGUAGGAUGGUUCGCCACUUAAAUGUAGCUAUUAAAGUAUGCUUGUAGCUCAGAUUAACAAAAGUAGGACGAUUUGCCACUAAAUUUUAGCAGUUUAAGUAUGCUUGUAGGUGACAUUCACAAAGGUAGGAUGGUUUGGCAGUUAAUUUUACCGGUCAGAGUAUUUUUCUAGCUAAUACUCAUAAAGGUAGGACGGGCUGCCACUGAAGUUCGUGUUGUGCGCAUGCGCAGAAACAACGGGUAGGUAGGAUGGAUUCCCAGAACACCGGCUCAUUAACAUCACCAUGUAGCCUUGAGGUCGGUCAUGUGGUGACGCCACGGCCAAGCGUGCUGAUGUAACGGGGCAGCGGAGCACCGACUCACGGGGGAGACCAGGAAGUUUCACCGGGGAGGCUGUCGGUCCGAUUGUCAAGUCCACACACGGUGUUUAUUUGUCAGUAUGUCAGGUUUGUGAAGCGAGGAUAAGAUGUUUCGCCUUGUUGUGAGUACUUUGCGCGUAUCCUUGCGCCAAAGCCAAGACUUCCAGGAGAUCCUACCAGACUCUCUCACUCUCUCUGUGGACACCGAUGGUUACCAAGAGCAGCUGCAGAGUGACUCCCAGUUCCUGUGCUCAGAUCAGAGGAUGGACACUGAGCUGGUUGACAGACUUGUCCUGCAGCUCAACAGGAUCUACCCGCAGAUACUAAGUGACAAGGAAGCCCACAGGUUCAGGAACUUAAGCGUGCCCACCAAGGUGCGGUUAGCAGAGCUCUUGAAGCACCUGCACAGAAAAGGCGAAGAGGCAUGUCAUGAAUUCUACAGAGCUCUUCACAUCCACACAGAGGACAUCUACUCUAGCCUGCCUAGCAGAGUCAGAGAAAGAGAGGUGGCAGAUUCAAAAUGCACUAAUGACAAGACAGUUCGGCAAGAGCGAUAUGUGCUUAACGACAGAGGACCAAUGUUCUUCCUGAGCUGCUUCAGUUUUGUAGUUGGAAUUGCAAUACUCUACUAUUACGGAGACACAGAGGGUGAAACCUUGAGAUGCACUGGAGUGUUUCUUCACUGCUCUGCUGUAAGACUGAGUAAAGAUGCUAGAGAUGUUUUCAUUUCAUAUGGAGAAGUUGGAAAGUAGAAAAAAUGAAAACAUCGAGGCAAUGAGAAGAAGAAGCCAUGAAAAAUGUCUUUUUUCUGUGCCAAACUCAUCAUUUUCCUAAACCGCACAUCCUAAUUUAUUUACAAAAGUACUGAUUGGAGGAAUGUAACUUGACCUGACUGAUUCUGUCACAAAUUCUCACAGCGUACAUCUCCUGAAAUGGCAGAACUAUGCAAUGUUCUUCCAGAGUACUUGUAUGUAUGACUCUUGCCUGGAUUUCCUGUUUGUAGAUAGCUAUGAAUUUCGUUCUUUUAAACUAAAAUGCUUAAAGCAUAAUAAUAACCAAGUGUAACCGUGCAGCUGCACUUCCACAAAGCUGUUUUCACUUACUGUAGACUGAGUCGGUUGUUUGGGUGCAACAAACCCAAGAGUGGGGGCAAUGAAGUGUAUUUUGAGGAGAGCUUCAAGUAGGAGCACCUGUGUGGGUAGGCUCUUGGUUUGCACUUAAUUUAACAACUUGAAUUUUUCAUUGCUCUGUUUAUUAACGCAUUUCACAACAAAUACAUGUAUGAUCACACCUUAGCCCACCUCCAGUGCCUUCUAUGAAAUCUGCAAAAUAAAGGGCGCUCUAAUAGUGUUACUUAUUUUCAAAUAAAGCACAACAAAUUAGGGUCACCUGUGUUUGCAUCUUAUUUUUAGUCUAGUGUAACAAAUAUUCGACAAAGGUCUUUGUAGAAAUGGGUACGUAAUUAAUUAAAUGCUGUAUAUGUUGCCGUAGUGUAGCCACAAAGGGGAAUUAAAGGUAAUUAGCAGUGCAUUGAUUAGCUUUUCCGGGUUAGUUUCUGGCACUGUUCACUGCACUGUCAUCAUGAAAUGGAGAUUAUGUUAAAUUAUUCAUCUAAUUGAUUCAACAGCAGCAACACAUACACUAGAGGGCACUGCUUCCUCACUCAUACACACACAAAAAACAGAAAACUAUUCAAGUGUGCUAUAACAAUGACAAUGGGAAGCAGGGAUCAGACCUCAUUAAUGAAUAAUGACAAUCAAUUUGGUUGAAUGAGUUAAGCUAACUUGAUGAAAUGCUCCAUUAAAUGCUGCUAGAUAGACUGCCUUUGAAAUACCCUGAUGGGUGCAUUUGAAUGCUUUCUAUUUCUUGUAAUAAACGAUGUGCAGGAAUGUAGCCACGUCGAAGGUAAGGUCUACAUCACAGCAGCAGAGCAGAGGUGUCUGAUCUCAGGAGAUUUUCAGCACUCCGCAGCAUUUUUCUGCCACUGUCUUCCCUGCAAAGUGAGAGCAACAGAUGAGAGGGGAGUCAAAGAGAGAGAGGAGGAAUUGGGAGGUGCUAAAGGGGGCUGGAAAUGUCACCAGAGUGAUUGUUCAGUUCACACUCUGGCAUCCACAUUCCCACGAGAGAGCUAUUAAUACGCUCGCUUCAAAGGAACUAAAAGUCCUCGUUGA
Molecule: messenger RNA, 2604 nt
Organism: Oreochromis niloticus (Nile tilapia)
Lineage: Eukaryota; Metazoa; Chordata; Actinopteri; Cichliformes; Cichlidae
Product: caspase recruitment domain-containing protein 19
Exons: 6
Coding region: 541-1185 (214 amino acids)
Cellular component (GO): mitochondrion
Source: RefSeq, a predicted model, not a curated record